Messenger RNA from Adineta ricciae, 1125 nucleotides. The record is from the annotation of a GenBank genome assembly. Lineage: Eukaryota; Metazoa; Rotifera; Eurotatoria; Adinetida; Adinetidae.
AUGUUACGAAUUGACAUUCGGUUAAUAUCGGUCCUAUAUUUUGUGGCAAAUUCAUGUGCAGAUAUGUACCAUGCGAAAGACUCCGAUGUCCUGAAACAAAAUGAGUUAUUUUCUGGAUCAAUUACCAGCAUUGAUGGUAUAUUAGUUGGUCAUAGUUCGAAGAGCGAACGUCCAACAGGUUGUACUGUUAUUAUAUGUAAUACAACAUGUGUUGGAGGUGUUGAUGUUCGUGGAGCGGCUCCAGGUACGCGUGAAACUGAUCUUCUCGAUCCUAUGAAUAUAGUCAAGCACGUAAAUGCUAUUGUAUUAUCCGGCGGGAGUGUGUUUGGAUUAGAUGCAGCAUCAGGCGUGACUCAAUGUCUGAUGGAGAAAAACAUAGGAUUUCCAGCUCGUGAUCGUCUCGUUCCAAUCGUUCCAGCUGCAGUCAUAUACGAUUUGAGUGUAGGUAAUAAUUCGUUUAUAGUUCCUGAUGCUCAAUCGGGGUAUUCAGCUUGUAUGGCAGCUGACAAUGCACCUGUGACUGAAGGCAACGUCGGUGUUGGCACUGGUGCCAGCGUAGGAAAAGUAUUGAGUAUUAGAAAUGCUAUGAAAUCAGGACUUGGUAGUGCUUCAGUUAACAUUCGAGAUCCAAACACCAAUACUACAGUUACCAUUGCUGCUCUUGUUGUAGUCAACGCAGCCGGCGAUAUUUACAAGAAGAGUCAACUAAUAGCUGGCGCUCGAACUCCAGAUGGCAAAAAUUUACUGAAUACAAUAGAAUAUAUUUUGAAUGCGGAUGCGAUUGUUGAUGAUAUUUUUCCCGUUGGAACUGCAACAACACUUGCUUGCGUAGUGACUGAUGCUAUAAUUACUAAAGCUGAAGCAAAGAAGAUUUCACAAAUGGCACACGAUGGAUUUGCUCGAGCAAUCAAUCCUGUUCAUACAUUGGCUGACGGAGAUGUGGUUUUCACACUAGGCACUGGCGCUUCACCUGUCUCAAAUAUUAAUCUUCUUGGUAUUAUGGCAGCAGAAGCUGUUGAACGUGCCAUUAUUCGUGCUGUGGAGAAAGCUACUGGUGUUCCUGGAUUUCCUAGCAUUCACGAGCUUAGUUUAAACCCAUCAGAUUGCGACAAUGGAAAGCCUUGA